UUGAUACAUUUUCUAACUAUAACAAUUAUGAAUAUAUAAUUAUUUAGCUUACAUAUUAUUUAAACGAAAAGAAAUGAUUUUUGAUUAUUUGAAUAAGUUUCAUUUCGAUGAUUGCGUAAAUAUUUUAUCAGAAAAAGAUACCUUAGGUUAUUAUAGUAUUAAGAUCGAUUUUCUAAAACUCUUCGAAACUUAUCCCGAUGUCGGUGAUAAGGUAUUAUGCAGUCCAAUAGAGAGUUUAUCAGCUUGUAGACAAGACAUAAUUAAGGCACAACAGAACGUACUUGACGGCGAAGAAUGUAAAACGAUAAUCGCUAAAUUAAAUCACAGUUCUUUAAAAAGAAAUGUACACGCUAGAUUUUUUGGGUUACCUGUUUGUCCCGAGCUACACAGGACAUUCUUCCCCAAAAGUGUGGACUUGGGAUGUUUUCUAAAAGUGACUGGAACAGUGGUGAGGGUAACUCAAUCUAAAAUGCUCGAAUAUCAAAGGAAAUAUAUUUGCAUGAAGUGCAAAUUUGAAAAUAAUGUGGCAGCUGAGUUUGAGUAUAGAUACAUAUUAAAAUCUCCAUUAAAAUGUGGCAAUUCAGACUCAGGAUGCAAAUGUGCUACAUUUACACAAGUUCAUUUAGUGUCAAGAGAGCAUUGUAAGGAUUAUCAGGAAAUUAAAAUACAGGAACAAGUUAAUAAGCUUAAUGUAGGAACAAUUCCUGGUUCUAUGUGGGUUGUUUUAGAAGAUGACCUUGUUGAUUGUUGUAAACCAGGCGAUGAUGUUAAUAUAUGUGGUAUAGUUCGACGCCGAUGGAGACCAACAGUCCAAACAAAGAAAGCUGAAGUGGAAUUGGUUCUCCAAGCUAACUUUAUUGAAGUAUGUAACUCACGGAGAUCUGAGGUGGUUGCUACUGCGCCUGAUAUUAAGGAGUGCUUCAAUGAGUUUUGGUCUAAGUAUGAAGCAUGCCCUUUAAAAGGUCGCGAUCAAAUUUUAGCAUCAGUGUGUCCACAGGUGUAUGGACUACAUUUGGUUAAACUUGCAGUACUGCUCACAGUGAUCACUGGCUCAAAUCAUGUUAUUGAGUGUGCAGAAGAGAAGAAAAUAUCACAAGAUGAGAAACACAGUACAAGAGUUCGGGGACAAUGUCAUUUGUUAUUAGUUGGGGAUCCAGGUACUGGCAAGUCACAGCUGCUUCGUACGAGUGCGGAGCUGAUGGCACGGUCGGUGUUCACAUCCGGUGCUGGCAGCACUCGCGCAGGUCUCACCUGUGCUGCCCUCAGGGAAGAUGGCGAGUGGCAGUUGGAAGCUGGUGCAUUGGUGUUGUCUGACGGCGGCGUUUGCUGUAUUGACGAGAUAUCUCAGCUUCGGGAACAUGAUCGUACCGCUAUACACGAGGCCAUGGAACAACAGACUAUAUCAAUCGCGAAGGCUGGUAUAGUGUGUAAGCUGAAUACGCGAUGCGCUGUCAUAGCUGCUUGCAAUCCAAAAGGCCAUUAUCAAACUGACCAACCACUCAGUGCCAACGUGUCUUUAGGAACUCCUCUACUAAGUAGGUUCGAUUUAAUAUUUAUAUUAUUGGAUUCUAAAAACAAAUCAUGGGACAAGUUGGUGUCGUCAUAUAUAUUAUUUGGUGGUUCUAGUGCGCUAGAUAAAAAACGAUGGAAUAUAGAAAAGUUGCAGAUGUAUAUAAGUUUAGUGGGGCCAAAAUACGCAGAAAUGACAAAAUCAGCUAAUAUUAUACUUCAGUCGUAUUACAUGCUGCAACGAAAAUCAGAAUACAGGGAUCCAUCUCGUACAACUGUUAGAAUGCUUGAUAGUCUUGUCAGAUUAUCUCAAGCUCAUUGUCGUCUCAUGUUUCGUUCAACUAUACUGCCUAUGGACGCAAUCACGGCUGUAUCGCUCGUCGACUUGUCUAUGCAGGACUGCACUUUGAAUGACACAGUAGAUGCAUUGCAUACAACAAUACCGAAGUAUUCGGAUUAUGAAUAUCUGUGCAUAGCAAAGAAGCUCCUUACUAGGCUUAACUUACUAGAUAUAUGGAGAAAUGAAUUGUUAUAUUAUGGAAAUUUGCUACAAGUAGACCACAAAACCUUAGAACAAGAUAUAACAAAUGGCAAUUGUCAAUUAUUUGCUAGAUAUGAUGAUGUUACCGAUGAAACAAUACCUAUUUCAGCAUCUCUCGUUACAAGCUCAUAUUUUAAUAAAGAUAAUAGAAAACAAGUUUCUGAAAAUAAUGAUAGAGAAAAUGAAUGUAAUAACUUUCAAAAUAGGGAUUGUAAUGAAAAAUUAGCGGCUACAUUAAAAAAGCAUGCAACAAUGAAUAAAAUUGAAAAAAAGCCACCAAUAGUACAAAAGAAAAAACGCAAACGAAAGGAAGUAACAUUAAAUGUCAGUUUAAAAAAUAAUAAAUCAAAAAGAAUAAAAAGUAGUAAACUGUUUAGUGAAUCUGAAAAUAUUUCGGAUAGUGAGAAAGAAGAUACAAGUAUUUUAUUGAAUGCAGUUCCAAGUGUGAAUGAUGUAUUUAAAGAUCUGGAAAUUGAUUUGAAAUUUGAAGUUAAUGAUUGUGAAGAAACCGAUGAUAAUAUUAUUUCGUGUAAAAAUCAAUCAAAGAAGUUAAUGUAUGAAAAAGACAAUGGCAAUAUAGAAAUAAACGAAAAUAACGAGAAUAAUUCCGAGUCUGAAAGAGUUGAUGAUAGCAUAAAUAAUAAAUCAAGGUUAAAAGAAAACAUUGAUUCUGAAAACUUACCUAAACUAAAUAAGUUUGAUAAACAGACUUCUGCAGAGUCUAAUAUAAACAAAGCCUCAAGUAUUUCGAACAAGUUAAAACAAUUUCAGUUUACUGAGAAACAUGACAUUAACAAAUAUUAUAAAGAGAACACUGAACCUAAGGUAAAGGUAGAAAAAAUUGAUGAAAGUAUCUCAAAUUUAUCAUCAGGACAGAAGAUUUUAAAUUCACAAAUAUCUAUGUUUGAGAGUUCUGAUUGUGAUGUUGAUUUAGACAUUUAGGUGUCAAUGGUUAAUCAUGUAUUUAAAGUGAUAUAUAUUAUUAUUAAAAUAAAUAAAUGAAACAUU
Achroia grisella is the source of this 3058-nucleotide messenger RNA. RefSeq names its product DNA helicase MCM9-like. The transcript has 12 exons. Gene Ontology annotation, cellular component: MCM complex; nucleus. Bases 74 to 2992 code for a protein of 972 amino acids. The record is from RefSeq and is a predicted model, not a curated record. Lineage: Eukaryota; Metazoa; Arthropoda; Insecta; Lepidoptera; Pyralidae. Gene Ontology annotation, biological process: double-strand break repair via homologous recombination. Gene Ontology annotation, molecular function: single-stranded DNA binding; ATP binding; ATP hydrolysis activity.